AUGUUUGCUCUCGUGCGCUCCAAGGACCUCCUUCUACAUGGAAUUAGAGGCAUUCGCUCUGUCAGUACCAUAAGUGCUGCAUUGGAUGAAGCGGUGGCUCGUCUACCACAUAAAGAGGCAUUGCGUAGCGUCAAACAGGACGUUCGUUGGAGCUUUAACGAAUUAAAUGCCCGUGUCGAAGAACUGGCGAAUGGAUUCUUGGACUUACAGUUCGAAACAGGUGACGUUGUGGCUCUAUGGCUCCCUAUGAGUGUCGAAAAUGUGGUGACGCAGCUUGCAGUGGCCCGUGCGGGUCUCACACUGGCCGUGAUCGAGCCACAAGUAGCAAAAGCCGAGGAACUCGCGUUUAUCCUGCAGGACAGCAAGGCCAGUGGUCUAGUCUUUGAGCCAAAACAGGCUGGUCGUAAUCAGACGGAGAUUGUGCAAAGUCUAUUCCCGGAACUUGCUACGUUUCGGAACCGGAUGGAGGUUUUUCGUCCCAAGAAUUUUCGUCAUUUGCACAGUGUGAUUACUACGAGCUGGGAACCGACGGAAGGGAUGAUUAAUCUUAGUGGAAUGAUGGUGAAUUGUCCAGAACCAUACGCUAUGAAGGCUGUAGCCAAGACGUUGAGUGACAAGACACCACUUGCUGUCACGUACUCGAAGAUGGAGGGGCAAAAUCCCAAGAAGAGUGAGGUACUUACCCAUGGUGAUGUCUUGAAGCGCGCCGAGACGCUAGCUAAGAGCUUGAAGCUGACUGCCACGGACAAGAUUCUACUCACGGGUGAAAAGACUGGUCUGUCUCUUGGUCCGUUCGCUGCCAUUACCCAGAACUCGCAGAUUGUACUAUCCACGGAGUUUACCAAGGAAGCCGUGCAGCAGGCCAUUGAGGCGGAGCACUGCAGUAUCGUAGGCAGCGGACUUGAGAAUUUCAAGCGCGUGUAA
Molecule: messenger RNA, 924 nt
Organism: Peronospora farinosa
Lineage: Eukaryota; Oomycota; Peronosporomycetes; Peronosporales; Peronosporaceae
Source: the annotation of a GenBank genome assembly